Messenger RNA from Protopolystoma xenopodis, 219 nucleotides. The record is from the annotation of a GenBank genome assembly. Lineage: Eukaryota; Metazoa; Platyhelminthes; Monogenea; Polystomatidea; Polystomatidae.
GAGGAGUUGCGGGUUGCUAAAGAAGUCGGAGUACGGUUAAACAGUGAAUUAGAUCUUCUCGAUGAGAAACGGGCCUAUCAUGAAGAGGAGAAUCGGCAGCUGAAGGAGGAGCUGCAAUGCUCGCAGCAGCGACGCAUUACUCUAGAAAAUGAAUUAGGUAGAAUGCGACUUGAGGUGAGACAAAACAAGAGGCGCUUUAUUCCAGUUGUCUAUGCUUGA